Molecule: messenger RNA, 2332 nt
Organism: Onychomys torridus (southern grasshopper mouse)
Lineage: Eukaryota; Metazoa; Chordata; Mammalia; Rodentia; Cricetidae
Gene: Pde9a
Product: phosphodiesterase 9A
Exons: 18
Coding region: 37-1539 (500 amino acids)
Biological process (GO): cGMP catabolic process
Molecular function (GO): 3',5'-cyclic-GMP phosphodiesterase activity
Source: RefSeq, a predicted model, not a curated record
GUGGUUUUCAGCAAGUACUGCAACUCUAGUGACAUCAUGGACCUGUUCUGUAUCGCCACCGGCCUGCCUCGGAACACCACCAUCUCCCUUCUGACCACAGAUGACGCCAUGGUUUCCAUCGAUCCCACCAUGCCUGCAAACUCAGAGCGAACUCCCUACAAGGUGAGACCUGUGGCCGUCAAGCAACUAUCUGAAAGAGAAGAACUCAUCCAGGGUGUGCUGGCCCAGGUGGCAGAGCAGUUCUCCAGAGCGUUUAAGAUCAACGAGUUGAAAGCAGAAGUUGCAAAUCACCUGGCCGUGCUGGAGAAACGGGUGGAACUGGAAGGACUUAAAGUGGUGGAGAUUGAAAAAUGCAAGAAUGACAUUAAAAAGAUGCGAGAGGAGCUGGCAGCCAGAAACAGCAGGACCAACUGUCCCUGUAAAUACAGUUUUUUGGAUAACAAGAAGUUGACACCUCGACGCGAUGUUCCCACUUAUCCGAAGUACCUGCUCUCCCCAGAGACCAUCGAAGCCCUACGGAAGCCCACCUUCGAUGUCUGGCUCUGGGAACCCAACGAGAUGCUGAGCUGCUUAGAGCAUAUGUACCAUGACCUCGGCCUGGUCCGGGACUUCAACAUCAACCCCAUCACCCUCCGCAGGUGGCUGCUCUGCGUGCAUGACAACUACAGGAACAACCCCUUCCACAACUUCCGGCACUGCUUCUGUGUGACACAGAUGAUGUACAGCAUGGUCUGGCUCUGUGGCCUCCAGGAGAAGUUUUCCCAGAUGGACAUCUUGGUCCUGAUGACCGCAGCCAUCUGCCAUGAUCUGGACCACCCAGGGUACAACAACACAUACCAGAUCAAUGCCCGCACGGAACUGGCUGUACGCUACAACGACAUCUCGCCGCUGGAGAACCACCACUGCGCCAUUGCCUUCCAGAUCCUGACGAGGCCCGAAUGCAACAUCUUCUCCAGCCUGCCACCUGAGGGCUUCAGGCAGAUCAGGCAGGGGAUGAUCACAUUGAUCUUGGCCACCGACAUGGCAAGGCAUGCUGAAAUUAUGGAUUCUUUCAAAGAAAAGAUGGAGAAUUUUGACUACAGCAAUGAGGAGCACUUGACCCUGUUGAAGAUGAUUCUCAUAAAAUGCUGUGAUAUCUCCAACGAAGUCCGUCCCAUGGAGGUGGCAGAACCAUGGGUGGAUUGUUUACUGGAAGAAUAUUUCAUGCAGAGCGACCGCGAGAAAUCAGAAGGCCUUCCUGUGGCCCCGUUCAUGGACAGGGACAAAGUGACCAAAGCGACGGCCCAAAUUGGGUUCAUCAAGUUUGUCCUGAUCCCAAUGUUUGAGACAGUGACCAAGCUCUUCCCCAUUGUCGAGGAGACCAUGCUACGGCCACUCUGGGAGUCUCGAGAACACUAUGAGGAGCUGAAGCAGAUGGAUGAUGCCAUGAAGGAGUUACAGAAGAAGACAGACAGCUUGACAACUGGGGGCACCGAAAACACCACAGAGAAGAACAGAGAUACAAAAAAUAGUGAAGGCCAUUCUCCUCCUCCAAACUGAUAUCUCAAUGUGUGCACCUGUCUCCAAACACCACAGUCAGGUGUUUUCACCUUUAACCUCAGAGUGGGGAUUGAACAUCAGCAUCCGAACAGUCCAGGGGAUACUUGCAAACUAUCAUUUGCCUGCUACACUUAGAGAAUGAGAGCAGAGUCAAACCACAGCAUGCAGCCUGCUUUCCAAAAAGUGCAACUUGAAUCCUGCAUAUCCCAAUUACAAUCUGGGCUCUGAUUUGGAAAGGUUCACACUUUGGUUAUGGAAAGGAUUAAUUAUUAAAAUGUGUGCCACUCGUGAGAUGAAAUAUCCUGUGAAGUGCAUCUGGAGUCCAAAAGCUUUUAAAGAGCAUCUCCUCUCUUCACCACGAGGAGGUGCCCUGACGCCGGCUGACACAGCACGGCCACUCAGUCAGCCAGUGCUGCAGCGCAUAUGACGGUGCGUGCUAAACUCUGACUGAGAACAUGGCUGUCGAGUGUCAUGUUUAAUGAGGGUUUAUGCUUGGAGCUGGAGAAGCUGAGAUGGAAGGGGAAACAGAGAAGGCUUCAGCCCAAGACAUGACCUUCGCAAGUGACGGCCAUGUGUCCCCACCUCUGGGAACCCCCAGGCCUCUUGUCUGUAAGCCCAAGGUCAUGGUGACAUGAUUGGGAUUUGAGUGUGAACUGCUGUUCCUUACUGAGGCAGCCAGUGACCCUUGAAGCCAGGUCAUGGUCUUGAGAGGAAAGUGGCAUUGACAUUGUCUAAUUUGGGCUGCGUGUGUUGUGUGGCUGACAGCCUCAUAUUAUUAUUUUUUUUUUUAGAU